GUCAAACCAUAGUCCACGCCCUUUUCAGUGGGGUAGGGUGAGCGUAGAGCUAGCCCAUCCUGGACAGCUCCAGCUGCCCAAACAGUAGACAUAGGAGGAGGAGAGGGCUCGGACAUGGGGAGAAUCAGCACUGGCCCGUCUGAUAGAGAUCGGUAAUUUUUUAAAUAAAAACCCGAGAGGCCUUAGAAAACAAACAAACGGAAAACCCAUCCCUGGUACAUAACAUGAAAUAGAUCAAUGGACUGAAUGAAGACUGCCUACAACGCCUAUCGAUGCCUGGCCAAGGAUCUGGAUGCUUACGCCAUGAACCCAGAGAUGACAAUGGACAGCAUUGGCAAUCUGCAUGGUGGAAUAAGCCAUGAGCAGGAUUUGAUGAACAGUCAUAGCCCCCACCACCAUCACAAUCGGAACACGGGGGCUUCCUUGCGGAUACAUCAGGAUCUGGCUGCGGCAUCGUCGCGGACCGCGAUGGUGUCCAGCAUGGCAACGAUUCUGGACGGAGCCGGAGAGUACCGACCAGAAUUGUCUCUCCCGCUCCAUCACGCCAUGAGUAUGCCGUGCGACACAUCCCCUCCCGGGAUGGGGAUGAGCGGCACCUACACCACGUUAACUCCACUGCAACCCUUACCGCCCAUUUCUACAGUUUCGGACAAAUUCCACCAUCCGCACCACCACCAUCAUCAUCACCACCAGCGGAGCGUAAGUGGGAGUUUUACGCUGAUGCGGGACGAUCGGGGUUUACCAGCAAUGAACAACCUCUAUAGCCCCUAUCAUAAGGACAUGACCGGGAUGGGUCAGAGUUUAUCCCCCCUGGCCAGCAGUCCCCUCGGUAACGGUUUGGGCUCCAUACACAACACCCAACAAAGCCUCCAUAACUAUGGCACACAUGGGCAUGACAAGAUGCUUAGCUCCAACUUUGAUGCCCACACUGCCAUGCUGGCCAGAGGGGAUCAACAUCUCUCUCGAGGCCUCGGUGGCCCAACGGCAGGUAUGAUGCCACAUUUGAACGGGAUGCACCACACAGGGCAUCCAGGCCACCCUCAAUCCCACGGGCCUGUGUUGGCUUCUAACCGAGACAGACCGCCCUCCUCCUCUGGAACACAAGGUAGCAACUCGGGGCAGCUGGAAGAAAUAAACACCAAAGAAGUUGCACAAAGGAUCACAGCCGAACUGAAGCGAUACAGCAUCCCGCAGGCAAUCUUCGCGCAGAGGGUGCUGUGUCGCUCGCAGGGCACUCUUUCCGACCUCUUAAGAAACCCCAAACCUUGGAGUAAACUUAAAUCGGGAAGGGAAACCUUUCGGAGAAUGUGGAAAUGGCUGCAGGAACCCGAGUUUCAGAGGAUGUCGGCCCUACGGCUUGCAGGUUGUCUUGUGAAUCCUCCCAACCCCCCAGCAUGCAAAAGAAAAGAGCAAGAGCCAAGCAAGGACAGGAGCAAUACACCAAAGAAAUCCCGCCUGGUUUUUACUGACCUCCAGCGCCGCACACUGCUGGCCAUCUUCAAGGAGAACAAGCGUCCCUCCAAGGAGAUGCAGCUGACCAUCUCCCAGCAGCUGGGGCUGGAGCUCAGCACCGUCAGCAACUUCUUCAUGAAUGCCCGGAGGCGCAGCCUGGACAAAUGGAUGGACGAGGGGAGUCCAGGCGGCAACUCCUCAGCCUCCAGCACUUGUACCAAAGCGUGAU
This is a messenger RNA of Alosa sapidissima (American shad), 1681 nucleotides long. It is a transcript of the gene onecut2, whose product is annotated as one cut homeobox 2. Gene Ontology annotation, cellular component: nucleus. NCBI's taxonomy places the organism in Eukaryota, Metazoa, Chordata, Actinopteri, Clupeiformes, Clupeidae. The record is from RefSeq and is a predicted model, not a curated record. Gene Ontology annotation, biological process: regulation of transcription by RNA polymerase II. The coding region runs from base 247 to 1680 and encodes 477 amino acids. The transcript is spliced from 2 exons. Gene Ontology annotation, molecular function: DNA-binding transcription factor activity, RNA polymerase II-specific; RNA polymerase II cis-regulatory region sequence-specific DNA binding.